Molecule: messenger RNA, 768 nt
Organism: Cordyceps militaris CM01
Lineage: Eukaryota; Fungi; Ascomycota; Sordariomycetes; Hypocreales; Cordycipitaceae
Product: methyltransferase, putative
Exons: 1
Coding region: 1-768 (255 amino acids)
Biological process (GO): methylation
Cellular component (GO): eRF1 methyltransferase complex
Molecular function (GO): protein methyltransferase activity; S-adenosylmethionine-dependent methyltransferase activity; nucleic acid binding
Source: RefSeq, a predicted model, not a curated record
AUGUUGCCCACGCCAGAUACCUCGCAUGUUCCAUACGAAAGGGUAUACGAACCCGCGGAGGACUCCUUUCUGCUCCUCGACACGCUCGCCUCCCCGGCGGAAUGCGCCUUUCUCACCCAGCGCUUCGCCCACACCGCGCCGCUCAUUGUCGAGAUUGGCACGGGCUCCGGCGUCGUCCUCGGGUUCGUCAACGCCCAGUGCGCGACCAUUUUUGGCAAGCCCGAGAUCCUCACCGCUGGCAUCGACAUGAACGCCUAUGCGUGCCGCGCCACUGUCGCCACGGUGCGCAAGGCCGCCGCCGACGAGCAGACGUCCACCGCCCGCCGAAGCGGGACAAAUCUCGGCGCCAGCAUGGCGGAUCUGACAUCGUGCUUCCGUCCGGGCACCGUGGACGUCCUCAUAUUCAACCCGCCGUACGUGCCCACGUCGGACAUGCCCGCCCGGCCCCAGACGUUUUCGCUCGAGGUGCCGGCGGCGGCGGCGCCGGAGCCCUCGUUUGACGACGACUCGUACCUGCUGGCCUUGUCGUAUGCGGGUGGCGCCGACGGCAUGGAGACCACGGACAGACUGUUGCCGGACCUGGGUAGGAUCUUGUCGGCGCGGGGUUGCGCAUACGUCUUGCUGUGUGCGCAGAACAAGCCGGACCUGGUGAAGAGGAAGAUACCGGAGCAGCUUGGGGAGGGCUGGAAGGCCGAGACAGUAGGGUCGAGCGGCAAGACGGCCGGCUGGGAAAAGCUGCAAGUUGUGCGGAUAUGGAAUGAUGCUUGA